Quercus lobata is the source of this 1344-nucleotide messenger RNA. RefSeq lists its product as uncharacterized. The transcript has a single exon. The record is from RefSeq and is a predicted model, not a curated record. Bases 1 to 1344 code for a protein of 447 amino acids. NCBI's taxonomy places the organism in Eukaryota, Viridiplantae, Streptophyta, Magnoliopsida, Fagales, Fagaceae.
AUGAGGGCGGGAGAGACUCUCCGUAGUUAUGCCAGCCGAUAUUGGGAGCUAUACAACGAGAUAAGCGGGGAUAACGAAAGGGUCGCGGCAAGCACAUUUAGGAUGGGGUUGCCCGAGGAUUCCGGGCUACGAGAGUCGUUAACCAAGAAGACGCCCGAAGGCAUGCGGCAGCUUAUGAGACGCAUCGAGGAAUACAAACGAUUAGAGGAUGACCGGCUGCAGAGCAAAGGCAAAGCGCCGAUGAUGAAUUGUCCCCAACAGACAGGUUUCCCGUUCUGGCCUCGUGGGGGUCUGGCGAUUCAAGAGCUGGCCGCACAGAUGGGAGAAGUGAGCGUGACAUUUAAGGAACCGGCACACAGGAUUCUUGACCGGAUCAAACACAAGCCGUAUUUUCGAUGGCCGAACAAGAUGGGAGGGGACCCAUCCAGAAGGAAUCAGAAUCUGUACUGCACUUAUCACCGAGACAAGGGUCACACCAUUGAACAGUGCCGGGUAUUAAAAGAUCACCUCGGGCAGCUAGUCAAGGUCGAGCACUUAAAGGAUUUCGUGCUAGAUUCGGGGGACAGAGUCGUAGGGCAAGAUACCCGGCAAAGGGGAAACCCUCUCCCACCCCCUGUGGGGGUAAUUGAAAUAAUCCAUGUUGCACUGGAGAAGCUCAUUGUAGGAAGGAGGAAAGGAGUGUUGACAGUGGUACCGGUAGAAGGUAACCUGGGUCUACAGUCACCGGGUAAGAAGAUGAAGUUUGCACGGGAGCCCGUUUCGUUUGACGAUGACAAUUUGGAAGGGACGAUUCAGCCACAUGAUGAUGCAUUAGUGGUCACAGUCCGGAUAAGCGGCUUCUUAGUAAAAAGGGUGAUGAUAGACCAGGGAAGUGGGGCCGAUGUGAUGUACCCUGAUAUGUUCAAGGGACUCGGUCUAAAGAAGGAAGACCUUACGAAGCACACUUCACCCUUGGUUGGAUUCGAUGGCAAAGUAGUGAUUCCUGAGGUGCAAAUCUCUCUUCCCAUGAUUAUGGGAGGGAAAGAGGUAUAUGUGACGUUCACAAUAGUAAGUUCAUUUUCCCCGUAUAUUGCCAUCCUAGGAAGACCAUGGAUCCAUUCAAUGAGGGUCGUCCCAUCAACACUACAUGUAAAGAUUAAAUUUCCAACCGAGCGAGGUGUCAUUGUAAUAAAAGGAGACCAGCAAGCGGCCAGACAGUGUCUUACUGCCGUAGUGAACUGGAAGCGAGGGAAUCAGGUCAGUCAUGAAGAAAUCACCAGACAACUGGUAGGAGACGAGGAGACUGGGCCGUCCGAACAAGGGCGUGUUGAACAAGAAGAUACGUCCUGGAAAGACCCAUUAUAG